This is a messenger RNA of Pichia membranifaciens NRRL Y-2026, 702 nucleotides long. RefSeq lists its product as hypothetical. Lineage: Eukaryota; Fungi; Ascomycota; Pichiomycetes; Pichiales; Pichiaceae. Bases 1 to 702 code for a protein of 233 amino acids. The transcript has a single exon. The record is from RefSeq and is a predicted model, not a curated record.
AUGCACCUAGAGAAGCAUGAAACGCUAGAGCAGGUAGUAGAAGGGCUUGGCUUUUUGGAAACCGAUGCAGAGAAGGAUAAGCAGAUGCGGGUGACACUAGUUACGGUACAGCAUGAUAAGAUUGAAAAAAUCGUGCUUAAUUACUCGUUUUUGACUCCAAAAUCGUGGAAUCAGUUCUACACAAACACAUCGGUAUGCAUAUUGCAUUCUUUGGACUUGAACCAAAUUCAUCGGGUCCUCUGUCGAGAAAUAUUACGAAUGCAAAUGAAGAAACUGGAGAGCGGCGGAUAUGUCAAUCCAUUGGAAGUGCAAGGUGACAUAUUCAUCCUAGACGGGUUUGUGGCCUCUCUUUCGAUUAUUUUCUCACAAUUUGUGAGUCAUGAGCGAAUAGAUUACGACAUGAUGAACUUUAGAAAAGUGUUCUUGAUCCUGGAUCGGAUAAAGAAGCUUGAUGGGCUUUUGGGCGAGAAUGUACGGCUCAACGAGUCAAAUGAGAUAUGGGAAGUUGUGGACAAAAUCUUCAUACCAUGCAAAAAAGAAAGCAGCUACUCGAAACUUGUAGAAUAUUUGAGUGACACGCCAGAGGACCCAACACAAAAGGAGGCACGGAACGUGGUUUUGGGAUGCGAUGAUUUCGUGAGUUUACGACAUAUUUUAAAUUUCUUUGGCAUUAAAGGAGUCACAAAUAUAGAAGAGAAGUGA